CAACCAUGACAACGAAACAGAGUUGAACUGAUCAAAUAGAGAUUGUAUUUGUGAGAAGAGCGCAAGGAAAGCUUGCCGUGGAAAAUGACUAGCAAUACCGAGAGUACAAGUGAAUUCAAAGAGAAACCAGCAAUUGAAGAAAAUGCUUUUGAAGCACUUGAGAGAGAUUUCCAAGAGGUUCUUGGUGAGCUGCUUGUAGAUAAGAGCUUGGAAAAGUUCAGAGUUGAAUAUGAAAAGCUACACAGAGCACUAAAGAAAUCCCAUGAAAGUGAAAAACGAUUGAUGCAAAAAUGCAGGGAGUUAAAUGGGGAGAUUGUUGCAAAUGCUGCAAAGGUCUCUACAGCACUGAAAUUAUCUCAAGAAGACCAAAAUACAAUUGUAGCACUGAAAAAGGAAAUAGAGAAGGCAUGGAAAAUGGUUGAUGGAGCACACGAGAAGGAAACAAGAGCAAGGGAAACAAUCCAAUCCUUAAAACUUGAAAUUGCCAACUUAAGUAAGCUUGUUGAGCAAGGUGCUGGCCUUACUAUGGGACAAGACCACAGUGUUCAAGAACUUUUGAAGAUUAAAGACGAACUUACCAAAGAGAGGGAUGAAAAACUGACAGAGAUUGUCAAGCUAAGAGAGGAACUUCAACAUUCUUCCUCGAAGCUACAAUCACUUGAAACAAAUGUGACUGAGGCAGAAAUGAAAAUAUCUGAACUAAAAGAAGACAUACAGCUGAAAAGCAAUGAAUCACAAAGAGAAAUGAGAAGAAAAGAAAAGCUAGAAAAAGAGCUGAAGCAGAGCAAAGCUGAAUUAGAAUCAAAGCAAUCUGACCUGAAAGGGAAACAAAACCAGUUGCAAAAAGCACAGGAAGAAACUUCAAGGCUUGAGCAGCAACUCAAGGAGCAAAGGAUUCUUAAUGAAAGGGCUGUAAAGGACACUGAGCUGCUGAACAGUAGACUCACAAAGUUACAGCAAGAUUUUGAUGCCCAGUUGUCUGCAGCAGAACAGUUAGCUCAAGAAAACAACCAAAAGGCAGCAGAAUUGAAGGUACGUGAAGAAGACAUUGGGAAUUUGAAACAAGAUAGUGUUCGUCUUACAAGGCAAAGGGAAGCGAUUCAAAGGAAACUCAGAGCUGUUGAGGAUCAAAAAAUUGAAGUUGAACACCAGAAGGAAACAUUAAAAGGACAGAUAAGUGCCUUGGAACGAGAGUUAGAGACAAGCAAGAAACAAACUGAAACAGACAAGAAGGCUGUAGAUGACUUGGUUCGAGAGCGAGACAUCUUAAACAAGAAUCUUCUCAAAGCUGCCGGUGCCACACAAAAGCAGUUAAGUUUAGUUCGACUUCAUGAACAAGCAAAAAAGAAUUUAGAGCAAGAAAUUCAGAACUACAAAGACGAAGCGCAGAAACAGAGGAAGAUCAUUUACCAGUUGGAGAAAGAAAGAGACAGAUACAUCAACGAGGCCAGUGAUUUGACUCAAAAGGUUCUACAGCAUAUGGAAGAUGUUAAAGUGCGAGAAAUGCAGAUUUUUGAUUACAAAAAGAAAAUCGCUGAAGCAGACACAAAACUUAAACAGCAGCAGAACCUAUACGAAGCAGUGAGGAGUGACAGGAAUUUAUACAGCAAGAACUUGAUUGAAUGCCAGGAUGAAAUCACAGAGAUGAAACGAAAGCUGAAAAUAAUGAACCAUCAGAUCGACCAGCUCAAGGAGGAGAUCACAUCAAAAGAGGCAGCGCUUGUGAAGGAGCAUCAAAUUCACCAAAAAGUUGAAAAACAAAAAGACGCAUUGAAAGCAGAGCUGCAGUCCAUGAAGAAAGAGGCUGCGGAGUCUAAAGCUUAUAUCGAGCAACAAGAGGCAGAAGAGAGGAAGCUGCUGAAAAUCAUAUCUGAAGCCGACGCUGAAAGGUUGAGGCAAAAGAAGGAACUUGAUCAAGUCAUCAGCGAGAGGGACAUUCUGGGCACUCAGCUCGUGAGAAGGAACGAUGAACUGGCACUUUUGUAUGAGAAGAUAAAAAUACAACAAAGUACUCUGGAUAAAGGUGAAAUACAAUAUCGACAACGACUGGAAGAUAUCAGGCUUCUCAAACUCGAGAUAAAGAAACUAAGACGCGAGAAACACAUUUUGACGAAAAGUGUUGCAAAUGUCGAAGAGCUUAGACGAGAAGUGUAUAACAUGCAAAGAGAGCUUUUAAGAGAAAGGACUAGAUGCAAAGCGCUGGAAGAAGAACUUGAGAACCCAAUGAACAUUCACCGGUGGAGAAAACUGGAGGGAAGCGACCCAAGUACAUACGAAAUGAUACAGAAGAUCCAAACAUUACAGAAGCGGCUAAUUUCCAAAACUGAAGAGGUUGUUGAAAAAGAGCUGCUAAUCAAAGAGAAGGAGAAACUGUACAUGGAGUUGAAACAGAUCUUGGCGAGACAACCAGGCCCCGAGGUGGCCGAACAACUAAGCAUGUACCAGGCAACUUCUAAGGAAAAGACGAAGCAGAUGAAGGCAAUGGCAUCAGAGUUGAACAUGUACGAAGCACAAGUUCAGGAAUACAAAUAUGAAAUUGAAAGGCUGGCUCGAGAAUUGCAAGAGGCAAAGAAGAAAUAUUUCAUGCAGAAAAAGAAAGAGCAGCAGCAAAAGGAGAGAGAAAGAAGCAUUCAACAGGCUUCUCAGCCUCAGUUUCAACCACAGCGAACAGACGGGCCUCGUUUCACUGGCGGAGGGUUUAAUUUAAAUCAAACACAGAAGCUAGCAGCAUGAAUAUUUUGCUGAUAAGGAACGCAUACAACUUUGUAUAGAAUAAUUGUAACUAGAUAUAUCUAUUUGGUGUUUGCAAAGUUUUUGUUUCAUGUACAUAUGCUGUAUGAUUUUUAGAAUGAAAUGUAAAUUUUAAGUGA
Messenger RNA from Rhopilema esculentum, 2870 nucleotides. Its product is annotated as cilia- and flagella-associated protein 58. The record is from RefSeq and is a predicted model, not a curated record. Lineage: Eukaryota; Metazoa; Cnidaria; Scyphozoa; Rhizostomeae; Rhizostomatidae. Gene Ontology annotation, cellular component: cytoskeleton.